This is a messenger RNA of Opisthorchis viverrini, 918 nucleotides long. RefSeq lists its product as hypothetical. The transcript has 7 exons. The coding region runs from base 1 to 918 and encodes 305 amino acids. NCBI's taxonomy places the organism in Eukaryota, Metazoa, Platyhelminthes, Trematoda, Opisthorchiida, Opisthorchiidae. The record is from RefSeq and is a predicted model, not a curated record.
AUGCUCUGGUCUUCUUUCCUGUGUCACCCGACCUGUGCGAAUGUGUGCUGUGUGUGCUGUGUGGAUUCAGUAAUACCAAUCUGCGCAUUUCAGCGCGACAAACUCACCUGGAACUCAGCUGAAUCUCUCGGUUUUGAUGUUUCCGGGCAACUGAAUGUGCUGCACCAGGCCGCCUCAUGUUUCACCCAGUACGAUAUUCGAGAUAUCGCGAUACAAUUAUAUCUUGGUAAUGGAGCGAGAUGUCCCAAGUGGUUAGAGCGCGAAUUUACUGACCGAAACAUCCGUGGUUCGAACCCGACCUCUGCCCCUCGACUACCCCUGUCUAGGCCUGGGCAACCUGGCAGUAUUCCAACCCUCCUGCAGCCUUCAGGUGGCAUGACAGCUAGGGUGCUAAAACCGAACGAUUUGAUUUUUUGUAAUCCACUACCCACAAGGUUGCUGAAAACCCCUCGAAAGCCCACGACCGGUUUCGCCCUUCUUGAGGCUCAUCAGGCGCAGUCACCGGGUUUCCGUCAACUUGAACCCAAAUUGCACGAAGUUAGUGAACUACACUCAUUUGUAAAACAACUUGGUUUUGCGGGAGACUCACCCGUAACCCAAUCGCGCAGUCACCGGGUUUCCGUCAACUUGAACCCAAAUUGCACGAAGCAACUGAAUGUGUUGCACCAGGCCGCCUCAUGUUUCAUUGGCUACGAUAUUCAAGAUAUCGCUACACAUGCUAUACAUAAUACACAACUCAUAAGGUUGCUGAAAAUUCUUGGACAGCCCACGACCGGUUUUGCCCUUCGACUGAAACAUGAGGCGGCCUGGUGCAGCACAUUCAGCUGCCUGACAACAUCACAAACGAGAUAUUCAGCUGGGUUCCAGUCCCUCUUUGAAAAACCAAACCCUAGUACGCAAAUGAGUGUACUUCACUAA